This is a messenger RNA of Cinara cedri, 4973 nucleotides long. The record is from the annotation of a GenBank genome assembly. Lineage: Eukaryota; Metazoa; Arthropoda; Insecta; Hemiptera; Aphididae.
CGAACUCAGUUGAACGUACCUACCGUAAGUUUGAUCAAGAUGGAGAAGUCGCUGAGAAUUUUAAUUUUGGCUAUUUGUGUUUCUUUCACUGUUGCAGCUGAAGAAGGUACAUGUUAAUUAAUUCUAUAACAUAAAAAUCUAUUCGUUUAUAAUACUAGUAUAUUUGCGAUAAUAAAUUCGUAUAAUUAUAUAUAGCUACAUAUUAUAUUUUGUAUUAUACAUAAGUUUUAUAAUUUUGAAACAAAAUCGUUUACAAUUUAUUCUAAUUAAACAUUAUGACUUUUUUGGAAUUUUCACUAUUCUCUCUAAUAAAAACGCAAUCUCUAAUUUAAUUUCACCGUGUUAAGCCAGACGAUUUUCCCGAAAAUACUUAACUGUACAUAUUAAACGUGGAGCUAAAAAUUUUCAAUUUAAUAUUUAUAAACAUUAAACUCUAUAAACUUUUUUAAACAAACUUUUAAUGGAAAGAUUAUGAAAAUAAUACUAUUACUAUAUAUUAGGUACAAAAGUGGAUUAAACGAUUUACCACCAAUACAAAGAAAUUCACUACCCCUUCAUACACUUUGUAUUUUUUUAAAACAAAAAAAAAUCAUAAAAAAUAUAUUAUUAUUAAUUAAAUAAUAUUUUAUAUUUAAAAAUAUAUACAAGUAAGUGGGCAUAUAAUAUGUUUAUGUUUAGUAUGAAUGUUAAAUAAAAAUUAAUACUCGUAUAAAAAUGAAGAGGAAAAACGUAAACAAUUUAAAUUAUAAUUUAUUAAUAUUAUUGUCUUAAAAAAGUAACAUACACGAAGUAAAUAAUUUUUAUAAUUAUGUUAUUUAUUACUAUAUGUAUAGUCGAUCAAACAAACUGUUAAUAAUUUAAAGUAAAGUGGCUAGGUGUAAUAUUUUCAGUAGUCUUUAGGAGAGGGUUGAUACCGAGUUUAGAUCGAGAUUAAAACAAGUAAAAAAAAAAUAUAUUUUUGAGAAACUUUAAAAAUUAAAAUAUUUGAGGAUGUGGCGAUUGAUUCUCGGUUAGGUUAGCCCUGGGUGAGGUGCGACGUAAAGAUGCGUAAGAAUGACUGGUUUUCGUCGAGACCCUAUACCGUUCUUUCGUGAAAAAUGGUAUAGAUAUAUUAUAAUGUGUAACUUUUAUAAUAAUUUUAUUUUAAAUGUAACUUAUAAAAAUGUUUGUAUACUAUGAUUCAAAAACCUACCUCCGACCGCAACUCAGAUUUGUUUUAACUUGUUUUGUGUUUUGAUACCGGCCACAAUUCGGAUUUUUUUUACCUGUCUUAAUCCCGAUAUCACAAUUCGUCUAUCAUAACUACAGUUCAGACACUCCCUAGCAGAGUAACUUUUUAUAAUUUACCCCUUGUGGUUGUCAACUAUUAAAUAAAUAAAUAAUAAAUAUUCGAUACACCUGUACGUAAGUACCGAUUUUUAUGAUUCAGAAUAAUAAUAGUAUAAUAUAAAGUAUAGUUAUAAUAAGAAUUAAAAAAUUGAAGUCCUUAAGAUUAAAAUUUGAUUUAACAUAGAAAUAUAUUAAUAUAAUAUUUAAUUAAAUACUGGUAAUAGUUUAACUUUUUAAAAAUAAUAUUCUAGACCCUAAAUUGGUUAACUGGAUAAGUGACAAUGAUACGUUACCUGAAAUGUUACCAAAACACAUGCUUGGAAAAAGUAAUGAGGAAAUUCAAAAAGCUGUUCUUAGUGCCUACACAAGUCAAAUGCAAAUCGUUUCUGAAUACAGUGGACACGUUUACGAUCCUGAUUUCCCGUACGACUAUUUAAAAAACGAAUAUUCCAUACCGAAUACAGAAGCAUUUCAAUCAAAUAUUGAAUUAACAUUUACUAACAAUAUAUUCAAGGGAUUGGCGAGCUAUAAUGAAAACACCAUUGUUUUAAAAUGGGCGCCUGAUCAGGUAAAUAAAAUUUAUAAUAUGUUUUGCUUACUAUGUAAUAUAAUUAUAUUUUACUAUAAUUUUUGUAUUUUGGUCAUAAAGUAAGACUAAUUUUAAUUUUUAUUUCUAUAUGUUUAAGUGUAAUAAGUAACCAAUGUUAGAAUAAUGUUAUACAUACCUAAUAUUAACAUAGACGUGUGCUGUGCGCAGGGGGUAGACAACAAGUGGUCAGUGGAGAGGGAGGCUAUUAGCAACUAUUUAAAACUGUUUCGUAUUGUAUGUAAUUAUUAAUUUGUAUGGUAGAUAUUUAUAUACAAUAACUUAUUUAAAAAUACUUGCAUCAAAGAUUUAAAAGUUCAUUUUAACAUAAAUUGCAAUAACCUAAAUUGCUUAAUAAUUGAAAUUUAUGUAAUAUCUAUAUUUUUAAUUCAGCUCAUAGGGAAAAUAAUGCCCUCCCCCCACCUUCCUUCGUCACACCUAAGCAAAUUAAUGCACAAACACACAAACACUCCGAGGUUUAAAAUUACAAGCAUAAUUCAAUUUAUAUAUAGAUAGAGACUGAAAUCAAAUGGAAAGAUGCAGGAAUCAGAGGAAACUAUGUUUAUUCAAACGCCACGAACUAUGAACAAGGAAAAUAUCACAUUCAAUUUGAAAACUUAAAAUACCUCGCAUACACUACUCUUUCUGGUAACACCAUGCUUUAUCCGGCCUCAGUGCCCAAAUCAAGCAUUUCAUAUGAAAGCGUUAAAGCUUCGUUUUCGAAAACUGUACCAGAAGUGAACAAUGUGAAUGAUUCACCGAACUUAAAGUGAGUUGAUUUUAAGUACCUAAAAUAGAUACGAGUAGAUCAAUAAUAAUUAAUCUCUAUAAAUUGUACUCGAAUACAAAAUAAAAUUUUACAAACAUCGCGUAAAUAAGUAUAUUAUUGAUAAUUUGUGCAACGACUAUUCGCGUUCUUUUUUUUGUAUUUUUUUAUCUAUAUUAUCGAGCUUUAAACCUAGAUAAUUUAUUCCAAUUAGUUUUCAAUUUUUUUAAAAUAGUGUAUUUUCUUUAGAUAGCUAAUUACUUCGAAUUUAUAUAUUUAUUAUUUAUUGAUUAACACUAAACUAUACUAAAAUUACUUUUCAUAUUUUAGCAUGACCACGUGCAUAAAGAUGCACGUAACGUACAUGAUAAAUAUGAAAUACCUAUAUAAUUGGUGCCCUAUUUUUUUUUUGUUUUUAGAACAUGAUAAUUUUCAAAUUGAAUACUGAACAUUUAUUAAAAGUCGAUUGUACCUUAACAAGUUGUCCUGCAAUGUUAUCCUAAUGCUAUAACUUUGUCAAUAUUCAUUUUUUUUAAUCGGAUUUUGUGUUAUGAGGACAAAAAUGUAAAGGAAAAUUAAAUUUUUAUUUUUCGUCACUUAAUUACUGAAAAAAAAAUAACUUUAUUUUAACAAAUUAAUUAAUUUAUAAAAUAUAUUAUUCUCAACAAUUUUAAUGUAUUAUAUAUUCAUAUUUGAUUAAUAGUUUCUCAGUUAUUGCCGUUUUAAUAUUUAGAGAAAGAUGUGAAAAAUAAGACUUCUACAUUAUGUCAUAGUGAAUCAAAGUCGUGAUAAAACUGUCAAUAAAAUAAUAAUUUUUACAUUAAGCGAGUUUUCAUAAGAAAUUAAAUCGGCUAUUUCUAAGAAUAAACUAUUAAUCAGAUAUGAAUGUAGAUAUGAUACAUUCAAAUUUUUUAGGAUAAUAUAUUUUACAAAAUGAUAAUUUUGAAAAUUUUAAAAAGUGAAAAAAUAAAAAUCAUUUUUUUUUUUUUAGUGUCUGUAAGAGAUGAAAAUACAAAUUUAAUUUUUCCCUUCAUUUGUGCCUCCUCGAUACAAAAUCUGAUUGAAAAAAAACAAUAGAAAAUAAAUGAAUAUUGACAGAGUUAUUAGCAUUCGGAUAACAUUGUAGGACACCCUGUUGUCACUGUAUAACAACCCAAAUAUUAGUACCACCUUUUAUAUUAUACUUAUUUUUAUAUUAAGGCCAGACAUUAAAAAAAAAGUGUAAAUAAGGUUCUAUAAGCAUUAAUAGUACGCAUAUAUAUAUAUUACAUAUUAAAUUUUGUAUUUUAUAUUUUUUCAAAAGAUACUUUAUAGAAGACGUUGCUUUCCAGCACAUCGCUGACAAUGUUGCUAAGUCCGUGCAUAAUAACAUUACUAUUGGUAUCAGACAAGGUAUCAAAAAGUACAUCAUCUUCAAGAACGUGUCUGACCCACACUUCAAGGGUUUCAACGACAUUUUCCCCAACGGUGCACAAUAUUGGGUCGACGGAAUUUUCACCAACGGAUUGGACCAAACGUUCUUAAAUGUGAAAGACGUGUUCGUCGAUAUAGCCAACAAAAACGUCUCUGCGGCAACUGAAUUCGUAUUGCACAAAUUAAGUGGUGAUUUUACAGUGACAGUCUCAGACGGGAGCAAAUCGUCCAAUCGGUCAGCCAAUGCCGAAUUCACCAUCGGCCGUAUCGACAUGAAUUCAGUCAGUAACAUGCUCGACCCUAAAGAUUGUUUUACGAUCACCGAUGUAGUCGACACCGUAGUAAACAUUUCUCCAUCUUUAUCCUUGGCGCCGGAGUACAACGAAAUUGUUGCGAAAAAAUACGCCGAAACUCUUACCAACAAAUUUAAUACUGCCCUCUGUACUGCGUUAGGUAAGAUGAUCCACCCUGAUUCUGGAAAAUUUUAAUUGCUCACUGUAUAUUAUAAUAAUCCACCGAUAAUAUAAUUAAAAUUGGACAAUGUUUAAAUUUGAUAAUAUAUAUUUUACGUGCAUAUGUAUAAUAAUACUAAUAUAUAAAGUAUUAUACGUGUUCUUUUGAUUGUAACCAAGUCUAGGAAAACAAAAUAUAUUAGAAGUCUGUAAAAUACAGUUGUUAAAAUGCUAAUUAGUCAUACCAUCGUAAAGUAGAUAUUACUAUCAAUAUAAUAUUAAUUAAAUACAAACAUGUUUUAAUUUGAAUUACUGUAUUACCUAUUUAUUAAUCCGGGAAAAUGUAAAAAAGUUUAUUACAAUAAUUUUAGAUUCGGAGCGUAGCGAUAAAUCUAAUGGUUUUGCUAUGAUGUGUGUGUUUUUUUUU